Messenger RNA from Periophthalmus magnuspinnatus, 3644 nucleotides. Its product is annotated as transmembrane protein 198-B-like. Gene Ontology annotation, biological process: positive regulation of canonical Wnt signaling pathway. NCBI's taxonomy places the organism in Eukaryota, Metazoa, Chordata, Actinopteri, Gobiiformes, Gobiidae. The transcript is spliced from 6 exons. The record is from RefSeq and is a predicted model, not a curated record. Bases 229 to 1299 code for a protein of 356 amino acids. Gene Ontology annotation, cellular component: plasma membrane; cytoplasmic vesicle.
ACCAAACCGCUCCGCUGUUACGCACGGUGCUCCCGGUGUCCGUUUGGAUGUUCCACCGCUGGCAUCAUCAUCAUCAUCACCAUCAUGUGAAUCAAAGAUGAAGAUGGAGGUGUCUGUGUAUUUGUGGCUGGAGCUCUACGGCGCCCCCUGUCCGUCUCCUCCCACCUGAUCUGCACUUCCUGGUUCUCCUCCCCUCCCGGCCUUUGACCCUCUGCCAGUGCCGUUGCCAUGGAGACGACCCUGGAGCCCCUGGACCCGGCGCUGGUGAACCCCGUGGUGAGGCCAGACGCUCUGGACCCGUGUCUGGACUCUAGGGGGCGCUACAAGGUGGUCCCAUCUGUGGUCUGCUCCAUGUGCUGCCUCUUCGGGAUCAUCUACUGCUUCUUUGGUUAUCGUUGCUUUAAGGCCGUGAUGUUUCUGACUGGCCUCAUGUUCGGCUCCGUGGUCAUCUUCAUGCUGUGUUAUAAGGAGCGGGUCCUGGACACUCAGUUGAGCGUGGAGGCGGCGGUGGGCAUCGGGCUGGGCAUAGGGACCCUCUGUGGGUUGGUCACUAUGCUGGUGCGCUCUGUCGGGCUCUUCAUGGUCGGGCUGCUGCUUGGGCUGCUCGUCGCUGUCGCAACGCUGGUGGGCAUGGAGGAGCUGUCCAACGCCCCGCCCAGAUCUGUUUGGAUCCCGUUGGGUGUGCUUCUCGGUCUGGGCAUGCUCUUUGCCGUCCUGACCCUCCAGUGGCAGCGUCUCUUCACCACGCUCUCCACGGCGGCGUUCGGGGCGGCCGUGAUCACCGUGGCGACAGAUUACUUCGUCGAACUGUUUGCGUUGGUGCUGUACAUGUUUGAGCGGUUGAAGGCGUCGCCGGGGCAACCUGUGUGCUGGGUCACAUGGGUGGUUCUGGGGGUGUGGCCUGCGCUCACCGUGCUCGGGGUCCUGGUGCAGUGGAAGGUCACAGCAGAGGGAUACUCACACACUAAAGUGAUAAUCAGCCGGCAGCAGAGGAGGAUGCAGGUGAUGCGGAUCAGGCAGAGAGACGACCGUUAUCGACACAAGAAGAAGAAGAAGGCGCCGAGCGGGGGGUCGGGUCAGUCCAAGAUGGCCGCCACCGCCGAGCCCGUGUACAGGAGGAAGCCCAACCCAAUCCGUCGCUAUGACACUGACGUGCUGUCACCUAGUUACAUCCAGAGUUUCCGGGACAGGCAGGUGCAGGCCCAGCCCUUCCCUAGUCGCCUGGUGGUGGACCUGGGAUACGACUGCAGCUCCAACACCCCCCUCACUGGAGCCUCUGGACCCCAGCUCCGAGUCUAACCACAAGGACCAACAAAAACUCCCCAAAAGACUUUAAUACUGUAAAACCAGGCUGAAAGAGACUACAUUACCCACGAUGCAACACCACUGGACAUUGGGUGGAGGCACACAGAUGCAUGAUGCACUUAAAACACAAAAGUACUCACGGUUUUUGAGGAGGAGCGCAGGGGACAUCUCGGAUUGUGUAAUAUAAGCCUUUAUCUCGCGUGCCAUGUGAUCUCGCCUUGAAAGGGGCGGUGUCAGUGCCGCUCGUUUUUCUUAAAGGGGAGGUGUCGGUGCUGCUCGUUCUCUUAAAGGGGAGGUGUUGGUGCUGCUCGGUCUCAUAUGCUGUGUUCAGACCGCAUCGUCAAAAAUGCGUGGGCCUCUGGUUGGACGCCUUUGCAUUUGAGGCAGACGGCUCCCGUGCAUCGAAAGCGUCCGUUGCGGUCUCAGCGAGUGCCUUUGGUUGUUUUGUUUUCCUGGUGUCUUUAUGAACGAUGGCAGACCAGGAUCAAUGAAGGGGAUUGACUCGGUGGUGGCAGAGCAUCCAACGUCAGAUACACACUUGACGCUUGAAAACUCGCCACAGAAACGCAGGGCGGUCUAGACACACGUCCACCAUAGACUUUGCGUGUAAACUAACGCUCCUGGCGCCCCGGUUUGAACGCAGCAUUAACGAGGCGGUGUCGGUGCUCCCGUUCUCUUAAUGGGGCGGUGUCGGUGCUCCUCAUCCUCUUAAAGGGGUGGUGUCGGUGCUGCUCAUACUCUUAAAGGGGCGGUCUCGGUGCCUUGCCAGCAUCAAAACCAGCAGAAGUGGAUCGAUUUUUUUCAAACAAUGUGAAAACAAUAAAACUCACAGGGUAACAGACAGUUUAAAUACAUUUGUGGCUGAAACGGAAGACAGAAUAUUUAUACCGACAUCUCACUCUACAACUAAUAACAUUUGUACUGAUUUAAUAUAGAUUUAAAGCAGCGCUGUGUAACUUUUCUGGUUGAGGGUAUGCCACUCUACCUCUGGUUUCCACUCCCUCUGUUACGCACCAAGUCAAACCCAAACACGAUCGACCUUUUUUAUUUUUUCAAUACCGUCAGACCAAGUAUGUCCCUGAUUGGCUAAUCCACCUGUCAAUCACGCCCAACUGAACUCUGGGAGAUUCCUCUUGGACCAGACUCACAACUUCAUAAAGUUUCGAAGCGUGUGCUCGGGACGUGUGGACAUGUCGCCGCUUUGUAACACAUCCGUCCCGUAACUCGUCCCGGUAGCAUCGCCUUUCUAUCUCCAUGGCGAUAGACACUUUUAAUCCUAUACCGUGAAAUAUUCCAGAUAGAAACAAUACGAUUCCAUGGAGGUCAGCACGUGGCGUACUCUUUUCCAGAACAGUUCCACAGUACAGCUUUAAGAUUUGACCCAAUAGCUUUAAAAAGAUGAGAUGACGCGGAAUGAGAUUAUUACCGACACUUUUUAAGAAACAAGACCGAGAUAUCGAUAUAAAUAUUUUUAAAUCGCAAACUGAGGCCAAACAUCUGCGUUUCUAUCAGGUCAACGUGUCACUUUUUAAACCAGAAACAGAAAUCACAAAUGAAAUGUGAAUAUUGUCUUUUUUUUUAUUUAUAACAAACUGCAUGAGCCACCUCCUCCACGCCCCCACUCACAGGCGCCAUGCUGUGGACACUUGAGGUACUGCAGAGAUCCUACCACAAGGGCCAGAAAUAUUUGGACUUUUUAAGAUUCAGUCACGUUUUAAACCCGUCCAGGAGAAUUUAAAACAUCUGAGAGGCUGGAAUCUGAACUUUAAACUGAUAGAAGAAUCCCCUGCAUUUCAGAACAUGUUUGUAGACGUCUAGUACAGGGUUAGCAGCUUUUACAGACAAAAUUGUGAUAUAAAAACAAGUUAAUAUGGACAUUUUAACAGGUUAUCUAUGUCCAUUUAUAUAUACAGUCUAUGGGUUUGAUAAACAGAUAUCUAAAUAUUUCUGGACCUAAAAGAAAUGCAAUUUGUAUGUUAAAAAAUAUAACUUCAAAGUGCUACGAAAACCUAACCUUUCAAUUUUAAAAUGUAAAGACGUAAUGAUGAUUAUAUUUGGGUGGCGUCCUGUGUAGGCGUCCUGUGGCGUUUCCCUUUGUGUGAAACCAUAAUGUGAACUCUGUAUAAAACACUAACUUUUGUAUCUUUGACUCAUUUGUAUUUAAACAUGUUAUUCUAGAUUUGUUUGGGACCUUAGACUGUGUAAACAUAUACAGUCUAUGUCUGGGACCUUCCUCCAGUGUCUGUCUGUAUUUAUUUAAUUUAAGUUUCAUUUUUGGUGCGUUGUCUUCACUGUCGGCCGUGCUUUUCAACAUUAAAUAAAUCAAAGCAUGUGUCUCC